Messenger RNA from Archocentrus centrarchus (flier cichlid), 2080 nucleotides. It is a transcript of the gene pou3f3b, whose product is annotated as POU class 3 homeobox 3b. Bases 676 to 1989 code for a protein of 437 amino acids. NCBI's taxonomy places the organism in Eukaryota, Metazoa, Chordata, Actinopteri, Cichliformes, Cichlidae. Gene Ontology annotation, cellular component: nucleus. The record is from RefSeq and is a predicted model, not a curated record. Gene Ontology annotation, biological process: brain development; regulation of transcription by RNA polymerase II. The transcript has 2 exons. Gene Ontology annotation, molecular function: DNA-binding transcription factor activity, RNA polymerase II-specific; RNA polymerase II cis-regulatory region sequence-specific DNA binding.
GGCUCGCAAGCAGCGCCGUACACUGUUAUACUGGAUUGUACUUCAACGGGAGUUUGCGGUUUGGCAGGUUUAUAUACAUCAAAACAGAACAAAGAGAUAGGCUCUACAGUGCUAUAAAAGAAGAGAGAGAAAAGAAUAAAGCGAGGGAGAAAUCUCGGCGACUGAAUUACAAAAGAACUGAGGACACUCUGCUAAUGUUUUUCACAUCCAAAGGGGACAUAAAGUGGGACUUUGUACAUUGUGGAGAAUUUGCAAGGCUUUUUUGUUUAUUGCGGCCACCAAAAGUUUGUUUGGGACAGCGUGUUUUUUCGCCUGUAUAUUUGAAUUUUUAAUGUUCGCAAUCUCAUCUCCCAGCGCAAAACUUUCAAACCGGACUGCACAUGGUUUCAAAGGGCUUUUGAAAACCUGGAUUUUUUAUUCGUCGAUAUCCAUGCACAAGUGUCUGAAGUAGAAUGUUGUAAAUACAUGCGGAUUUUAUUCAGUUUCUUGAGGCCGUUUUUUAAGCUUUUUUCUUUUCUUUUUUGGCGUUUUUACGCACGUCGAUGGUAUUUGCCAAAAAACUACCCAUACUUUUAAAGUUUGAAUAAUUCAUGAGAUACAAUUUGCCUGCUCGAAAGAAGUGACUGUAAAAAGGGAGGGGGGUUAUCCACAAACAUAUUCAUAAGGGUUGACGGAAUGGCCACCGCGGCUUCCAAUCCUUAUCUACCCAGCAAUAGCAUCUUAUCGUCCGGCUCCAUCGUGCACUCUGACUCCGGAGGUGGUGGCAUGCAGCCGGGCAGCGCUGCAGUUACCUCGGGGUCUGGGGGCUACAGGGGGGACCCCACAGUCAAGAUGGUUCAGAGUGACUUUAUGCAAGGCGCAAUGGCAGCGAGCAACGGGGGACACAUGCUGAGCCAUGCCCAUCAGUGGGUGACAUCCCUCCCGCACGCCGCUGCUGCUGCGGCCGCAGCGGCGGUUGCUGCAGCUGAAGCCGGAUCGCCUUGGUCGUCGAGUCCCGUCGGGAUGACGGGCAGCCCGCAGCAGCAGGACGUCAAAAACUCCGGCAGAGACGAUCUGCACACGGGCACCGCGCUGCACCACAGGCCCCCUCACUUAGCUCCCCAUCAGACUCACGCCGGGAGUUGGGGGAGCACGACUGCGGCGCACAUUAACUCCAUAUCCGGGGGGCAGCAGCAGCAGCAGUCGCUCAUCUACUCCCAGCCGGGAGGCUUCACUGUGAACGGGAUGUUGAGUCCGGGGAGCCAGAGCCUGGUGCACCCGGGGCUGGUGAGGGGAAACACCCCGGAUCUGGACCACGGCAGCCACCACCAUCACCAUCACCACCAGCAUCCGCAUCACCAGCACCACGGCGGCGUCAACAGCCACGACCCGCACUCGGACGACGACACGCCGACCUCGGACGACCUGGAGCAGUUCGCCAAACAGUUCAAGCAGCGGAGGAUCAAAUUGGGCUUUACGCAGGCGGACGUCGGCUUGGCUCUGGGCACCCUGUACGGGAACGUUUUCUCUCAGACAACCAUCUGCAGAUUCGAGGCUCUGCAGCUCAGCUUCAAAAACAUGUGCAAGCUCAAGCCUUUGUUAAACAAGUGGCUCGAGGAGGCCGACUCGUCCACCGGUAGCCCCACCAGCAUCGACAAGAUCGCGGCGCAGGGGAGGAAGCGAAAGAAGCGCACGUCCAUCGAAGUGAGCGUCAAGGGGGCUCUGGAGAGCCACUUCCUAAAAUGCCCUAAACCCUCGGCCCAGGAGAUCAGCAGCUUGGCGGACAACUUGCAGCUGGAGAAAGAGGUGGUUAGAGUGUGGUUUUGCAAUAGGAGACAGAAGGAAAAACGGAUGACGCCCCCAGGAGUGUCACAGACGCCGGAGGAUGUGUACUCUCAGGUCGGCAAUGGGCAUUUUUUAGUAGAUUACUUAAAAGAUGAUGCAAGUGAAGCGAGCGACCAGAGGGUGACAACCACAAGUUCAUUCCACCAGGUAAUUUUGGCGCAUUGAGACACACCAAGAGGAAACCAAGUAUUUUUUAUUCUUCUUCUUUUUUUUUUUAAUUCUCUCCCCCUCUUCCACCAAAAAAUUAAAAAAUACA